This is a messenger RNA of Scatophagus argus, 2975 nucleotides long. RefSeq names its product cactin (gene cactin). The record is from RefSeq and is a predicted model, not a curated record. The coding region runs from base 192 to 2780 and encodes 862 amino acids. Gene Ontology annotation, biological process: mRNA cis splicing, via spliceosome; negative regulation of innate immune response. Gene Ontology annotation, molecular function: protein binding. Gene Ontology annotation, cellular component: cytoplasm; spliceosomal complex. The transcript is spliced from 11 exons. NCBI's taxonomy places the organism in Eukaryota, Metazoa, Chordata, Actinopteri, Scatophagidae.
AAUUGUAUUUAUUUCAACUUUAUUUUUUCUCGUUAUACUGGUGACGUACAAAAUCUGCGCCAUUUUGUAGAAAGACCCUUUAAGAUGGCUUUCUGUUGCCUGAUUAAUUAGUUAUUUAGAAAGCAAACAACAUUGUUUCAGUAAGCUGAGUAAGUGUGCAGUUCGGACCUCGCAUCGACAGAAAGUCCGUAAUGGGUUCGAAAUCACGGCGUCGUUCCCGCUCCAAGUCCAGAAGUCGAAGCCGGGAUGGGCACAACAGAUCAAGAGUGAGCAGGUCUCGAUCCUCAGGGGAAAGAAGAGGCCGCAGUCGCUCUGCGGACAAAAAAAUAAAACCCGCCCGCGGACGGGGACGCUCGGGAAGCAAGGACUCCAGCGAUGGCUCGCCUCGUCGAGGUCGGCCUCAACACAGGGCCCGUCCAGGUUCCAGCAGCGGUUCGGAGAGCGACAGAAGGCGAGGACCACAGCAUCCCAGGAGCAAAUCAAGGGGUCGAUCAUCAAGCUUUGAUUCAGAUGAUCCCAAAAUGAGGAGGAGGCGAAAGGAAAUGGAGAACAGACGAGGAACAUCUCGAGAACGGAGACGGGGAAGGUCUCAGCACAGCUCUGACUCCCGUGGUGGAAGUAGUGACAGAGAAAGGCGGAGACAGAGAAGUCCCGACAGAGGGAGUCCAGUCAGAGACAGACAGAGGAGGGAGCGAGACAGAGAUAGAGAGAGGUGGAGGAGCAACAGCAAAGACCGGGAAAGAAAAGGAGACAAGAGCCAAGAACGAAGGAAGGGGAGUGAAGACAGGGAAAGUGGUAGGAGCGUGAGAGGCAGAGAAGGGGCCACCAGAGACAGAGGGAGGCGACGCUCCAGUUCACCGGAGUCAUCUGAUAGCUCUGAAUCUGAUCGUAUGGCCCAUGCAGCUAAAGAAAAGGAGGAAAAGAAAAAACAGAAGGAAGUGAUGAAAGCUCUGGAGACACCAGAGGAGAAGAGGGCUAGAAGACUGGCAAAGAAGGAAGCAAAGGAGAAGAAACGGAGAGAAAAGAUGGGCUGGAGUGAGGAAUACAUGGGAUACACCAAUGCAGAUAAUCCCUUUGGUGACAAUAACUUACUUGGCACAUUCAAAUGGCAGAAGGCAUUGGAUAAGAAAGGCAUCGGCCAUCUUGGAGAAAAAGAGCUUAAAGAACGGAACAAAUGUAUUCAGGAGGAGAACCGCAGAGAGCUGCAGAAGGUAAAACAGUUGCGUCUGGAGAGGGAGCGAGAAAAGGCCAUGAGAGAGACGGAGUUGGAGAUGCUGCAGAGGGAAAAGGAGGCAGAGCAUUUCAAAACCUGGGCUGAACAGGAAGACAACUUCCAUCUACAUCAGGCCAAACUAAGGUCUAAGAUCAGAAUUCGUGAUGGACGUGCGAAGCCUAUUGACCUGUUGGCGAAGUAUAUCAGUGCAGAAGAUGACGAUCUUGCUGUGGAGAUGCAUGAACCUUACACCUUUCUCAACGGGUUAACAGUCACUGACAUGGAUGACCUGCUGGAGGACAUUAAGGUGUAUAUGGAGUUGGAGCAAGGAAAGAAUGUGGACUUUUGGAGAGACAUGACAACCAUCACAGAGGAUGAAAUCAGCAAACUGAGAAAACUGGAGGCCUCUGGUAAAGGACCAGGGGAUCGUCGUGAGGGCAUCAACACAGCUGUGAGUACAGAUGUUCAGAUGGUGUUCAAAGGAAAGACAUACAGCCAGUUGCAGGCACUGCACCAGAACAUUGAGUCAAAGAUUCGGGCCGGAGGAUCCAAUCUUGAUAUCGGUUACUGGGAGAGUCUGCUGCAGCAAGUCCGAGUCUACAUGGCCAGAGCAAGGUUGAGAGAGCGACACCAGGAUGUGCUGCGUCAGAAGCUGUUCAAGCUGAAACAGGAACAAGGAGUGGAAAGUGAACCUCUGUUCCCCAUAAUCAAAGAGGAAACAAGGAGUGAUGAAGAGCAGGACAGAGCAGAAGAGCAAGCGACAACAGAACAACCUGGCCAGACUUCCUCCUCCAGGACAUCUGAAGAGGACGGUCCAUCAACAUCCACAGCAGGGAAUCAAGAGGAGGAUGGAGGAGAUAAGAGUGAAAAAAAGGAUGAAGAAGAGAAGGGCGAAGUGGUGGAGGCUGUGUUGACGGAGGAGGACUUGAUCCAACAGAGCCAGGCGGAGUAUGACUCUGGUCGCUACAGUCCCACGCUGCUCACAUCGUCUGAGUUGCCACUGGACUCGCACACAAUAACACCAGAAGAAGACUUACACAGGCUGCAGUUAGCACGCAGACAGCUACAAGUCACGGGUGAUGCCAACGAGAGCGCUGAGGACGCCUUUGUACGGCGAGCCAAAGAGGGCAUGGGCAACGAUGAGGCCCAGUUUAGCGUGGAGUUUCCCGUCACAGGGAAAGUGUACCUGUGGGCUGACAAAUACCGUCCCAGGAAGCCCCGCUUCUUCAACAGGGUCCACACGGGCUUCGAGUGGAACAAAUACAACCAGACACAUUAUGACUUCGACAACCCGCCACCCAAGAUCGUCCAGGGUUACAAGUUCAACAUCUUCUACCCGGACCUGAUCGACAAGCGCUCCACCCCACAAUACUUCCUCGAGCCCAGCCCCGAAAACAAGGACUUUGGCAUUUUAAGGUUCCACGCGGGUCCUCCCUAUGAGGACAUAGCUUUUAAGAUUGUAAACAGGGAGUGGGAGUACUCGCACCGACAUGGCUUCCGAUGUCAGUUUGCCAAUGGGAUCUUCCAGCUGUGGUUCCACUUCAAGAGGUACCGUUACAGGCGAUAGAGACCUCAUACCAAAAUGGACCAAGAGCCCAGACACUGGGUUUUAACCAUGCAGAAUAUAUAGGCUGUGUAGUCUGUGUGCUUUGAUGUACUGUUUUGGGCUCCUUUUUCAUCAAAAAGCAGUCUGUUAAAGCUACAAAUCACUCUGUAAUGUAGUCUGAAAAUUACAUAUUAAAGAUUUUUUUUCCAGCUUUUA